This is a messenger RNA of Talaromyces amestolkiae, 1314 nucleotides long. RefSeq lists its product as uncharacterized. Bases 1 to 1314 code for a protein of 437 amino acids. Lineage: Eukaryota; Fungi; Ascomycota; Eurotiomycetes; Eurotiales; Trichocomaceae. The record is from RefSeq and is a predicted model, not a curated record. Gene Ontology annotation, molecular function: oxidoreductase activity; copper ion binding. The transcript has 4 exons.
AUGCAAACAGCAACGGACUUGUGGGCACGGCCUUUGGUUAUUCAUGGACCAUCCAGCGCAAAUUGGGACGUGGAAUUGAAAACCUGGCUGAUUACCGACUGGUAUCAUGCUGAUGCGUUCAAGCUGUAUUACUAUGAAAUCGAGACGCCGCGAGCAGCACCUCCUGAUUCGAUGCUUCUGAAUGGGAAAGGUAUCUACAAUUGUACCCCAGCCAACGACACGCGCUGCACCGGACAUGACCGGCUCUAUGAAGUCAACUUUAACCAGGGCACGAGGUAUAAAAUAGCUAUUGCUCACACGGGGACGCUUAGAACACAGACUUUUUGGAUUGACGGUCAUAACUUUACGGUAAUUGAAAAUGACUUUGUCCCAAUCGAGCCAUACGUCACGAAUGUUAUCACACUUGGAAUUGGUCAACGGUAUGAAAUUAUUGUCGAAGCAAACGCAGAUUUCAAGAACGGAACGAAUUUCUGGAUUCACUCACAAUACUGCAAUGGGCCAACGUUGAUGGACUCAAGGGUUGGGAUAAUCCGGUACGACAUAGGCAAUAUUAGCGACCCGUAUACACCACCACCUCAAUAUCAAGAUUAUGGCUGUGCAGACCCGGAUCCCAACAGCCUCGUCCCAAUUGUGAAGAGAAAAGUUGGGAACAGAGUGAACGGCAUGGACCCUGACGAUUACCUCAAAAUUGGGUUAGAGGCAUGGCCUAAUGCGUCAGAUCCUAAUUCACGAAUCCACAAGUGGGUGCUUAAAGAUGUUCCCAUGUUAGUUGACUGGGAAGAUCCAAGUCUCAAAAGGCUCGCCUUGGAUAAAAACUCCACUUUCUCACUUGAAACCCAGCCCAUAACUCUAGACUUCGACACAGGUGAAUGGGUAUACUUCGUAAUCACGAACAAUUACACCGUCGACGGGGUAGAACCUGCUCGAACUCUGCCGCAGUCUGUCCAUCCAAUCCAUUUGCAUGGACAUGACUUUGUCAUUCUAGCCCAGGGUGAGGGUAUUUUCACGAGCGAUAUCGUGCCAAAUCUUGAUAAUCCUGCCAGAAGGGAUGUCGCAAAUUGUCCUUUGAAUGGGUAUCUGUGGAUUGCUUUUCAGGUCAAUAACCCGGGUGCCUGGCUCAUGCAUUGCCAUAUUGCGUGGCAUGCCAGUGACGGCCUUUCUAUACAGUACAUUGAGCAGCCAAGUAAGAUAAAAGAUCUUUUGGAGAAUGCAGACGUUCUUGGUGAAUUUUCUAAGACGUGCGACGAGUGGACUGAUUGGUACACCAAUGUGAACGAGAAGACUGGUACCUUGCAGGAGGAUUCGGGUAUCUAA